Messenger RNA from Guyanagaster necrorhizus, 4431 nucleotides. RefSeq lists its product as uncharacterized. Gene Ontology annotation, molecular function: ATP hydrolysis activity; ABC-type transporter activity; ATP binding. Gene Ontology annotation, cellular component: membrane. Gene Ontology annotation, biological process: transmembrane transport. The transcript is spliced from 24 exons. The coding region runs from base 1 to 4431 and encodes 1476 amino acids. The record is from RefSeq and is a predicted model, not a curated record. Lineage: Eukaryota; Fungi; Basidiomycota; Agaricomycetes; Agaricales; Physalacriaceae.
AUGUCCUCUCCAUUUCUCCACCCCGGCUCCUCGCCAGUGGAUGGAGCCACUUUGAACGAGGUGGAAACUCAGCCUUCCAGUCGCGACGAAACCGAAGCACAUGUCGACGUCGACAGGGCCGAGCAGGAAUUCAAUGCCCUCUCACGGCAACUGACGAUUCGCUCUGAAGGCGAUGGCGAGAACAACAAAUGGAAGACCGCAUCAGCGAAGGACCUUGAAAAAGGUGUGAGCGCGAUCACCGAAGAAUCUAGGUUUGACCUACGUGAAUACUUGACCUCUUCCAAUGACGCCAACCAAAAUGCCGGAAUAAAACACAAACACGUCGGUGUUACAUGGGAAGACCUUCAGGUUGACGUUAUCGGCGGCAUCGAUAGCAAGAUAUACGUGGGGACUUUCGGAGGUGCAAUCGUCUCUUUCUUUCUCACACCUUUUCUAUGGAUAUGGUCUCUCUUUGCCCCGUUUUUCCCUUCAAAGAAAUUACCAAUCCGUCCCAUUCUUCACAAGUCCUCGGGUGUCAUGAAACCCGGUGAAAUGUGUCUGGUUCUCGGUUGUCCUGGUUCUGGUUGCACUACGUUCCUCAAAAUUAUCGCCAAUCGUCGAGAAGAGUAUGCAAAUGUCUCAGGGGAAGUUCUUUACGCAGGCAUGUCUUCCCAGGAAAUGGGUAAAUACUACAAAGGGGAAGUCGUAUACAAUGAAGAAGAUGAUCGUCACAUCGCAACCUUAACUGUUGCUCAGACCCUUUCCUUUGCACUGUCUACCAAGACCCCUGGUCCCAAUGGCCGUCUGCCUGGUGUGACACGUAAAGAGUUCGACCAAGAAGUCCAAGACACUCUCCUCCGAAUGCUGAACAUUUCUCACACCAAACAGACUUUGGUCGGAGAUGAGUUCGUACGUGGUGUAUCUGGAGGUGAACGUAAACGAGUCAGUAUCGCGGAAAUGAUGGCAACUCGUGCCCGAGUCCAGUCCUGGGACAACUCCACUCGUGGCUUGGAUGCUUCAACUGCUCUUGACUUCUCGAAAAGCUUACGGAUCAUGACCGAUGUUUUGGGGCAAACCACGUUUGUCUCUCUCUAUCAAGCUGGUGAAGGCAUCUACAACCUCUUCGACAAGGUUUUGGUGCUAGAUCAAGGACGACAGGUGUUCUUUGGUCCCCCAGCUGAAGCCCGCGCUUAUUUCGAAGGCCUUGGGUACAAGCCUCUUCCCCGACAAAGCACUCCAGAUUACCUCACGGGCUGUACGGAUCCCAACGAGCGCCAGUUCGCGACUGGACGCUCAGCGCGUGACGUUCCGUCAACUCCAGAAGCUUUGGAGGCUGCUUUUCGCUCUUCCAUUUACGGUCAAGCCCUCGAUGAGUCCUUGUGGAAAUACAAGUUGUACCAAGAAACGGAGAAAGCAGACCAGGAAGCUUUUCGUACUGCUGUGAUGGCGGAUAAAAAGAAGGGCGUGUCGAAGAAGAGCCCUUACACUCUCGGUAUGCUUGGACAGGUUCGUGCGUUGGCAGUUAGGUCAUUCCAGAUGAGGAUGCAAGACAAGUUUCAACUGAUCACUAGCAUGUCAUUAUCGACAAUUUUGGCCCUUGUGAUUGGUGGAGCCUACUGGAAUCAACAACUGACUGCAGCUGGCGCGUUUACUCGCGGCGGUCUGAUCUUCGCGGCUUUGCUGACGACAUGCCUUGACGCUUUUGGUGAAUUGCCCAUGCAAAUGCUAGGAAGACCCAUCCUCCGGAAGCAGACAAGCUACAGCAUGUACCGACCUUCGGCGACCGCGUUGGCCAAUACCAUUGCCGACCUCCCUUUCUCCGCCGUUCGGGUGCUGAUCUUCAACAUAAUCGUCUAUUUCAUGACAAAUCUCGAUCGUUCGGCGGGCGCAUUCUUCACGUUCCACCUCUUCAACUAUGUAGCCUACUUGAGUAUGCAAGGGUUCUUUAGGACGUUCGGGCUGUUAUGCCAAAAUUUCGAUGUUGCGUUCCGCCUGGGAACAUUCUUCAUCCCCAAUUUCGUCGAAUAUUGUGGGUACAUGCUUCCUGUAACAAGCAUGAAACGAUGGUUGUUCUGGAUCUACUACAUCAACCCGAUUUCAUAUGCAUGGCAAGGCUGUAUCGAGAACGAAUUCAUGCGUCUCAACCUUCUAUGCAAUGGAGAUUAUGUCGUUCCUAGAAAUGGGCCCGGAAUGACGAAGUAUCCCACUGAACUUGGUCCUAAUCAGGUUUGCACCAUCUUCGGAGGUGUUAGCGGGAGCGACUUCGUUCGCGGAAAGGAUUAUAUCAGUGUUGGGUAUGGUCUCGAUUCCAAGGAUAUAUGGAGGCGUUGUCUUCUUGUCCUCAUAGGGUUUAUGAUCGCGUUUCAGAUAACCCAAGUUAUUGCGUUGGAGUACUUCCCCCAAUACAAUGUUAGCUUGUCGGUCAACAUCUUUGCCAAAGAGGACGAAGAGACUAAGAGGCUUAAUGCUGCUCUUCGUGAGAAGAAAGUCGCCCAGGGCAAGGCUAAGGAGAUCGGCAGUAAGGAAUCUGACCCAGAACAAAACAAGAAGCCGGAGACUACGUAUAAGACAUUCACUUGGGAGAAACUCAACUAUGUGGUCCCUGUUCCCGGCGGCUCGCGCCGUCUAUUGCACGAUGUGUACGGCUAUGUUAAGCCAGGGACUUUGACAGCACUUAUGGGUGCGUCAGGCGCCGGAAAAACUACAUGUUUGGAUGUCCUUGCUCAAAGAAAGAAUAUUGGUGUCAUCACUGGAGACGUUUUAGUCGAUGGACGUCCUCUUACUUCUGAUUUUGCCCGAGGUACCGCGUAUGCCGAACAAAUGGAUGUCCACGAGGGUACCGCGACUGUCCGUGAGGCCAUGCGCUUCUCCGCAUACCUGCGUCAACCCGCUGAAGUACCCGAAUCCGAAAAGGACGCAUACGUCGAAGAGAUCAUCGAGCUUCUGGAGCUCCAAGAUCUCUCCGAAGCUCUGGUGUUCAGUCUCGGCGUCGAAGCACGCAAGCGGCUCACCAUCGGUGUAGAACUGGCUAGUAAACCCGAGCUCCUCCUUUUCCUGGAUGAACCAACGUCUGGUUUGGAUGCCCAAAGUGCUUGGAAUCUGGUUCGGUUCCUCCGUAAACUCGCUGACCAGGGCCAGGCCAUUCUUUGUACCAUCCAUCAGCCGUCCUCGCUUCUCUUUGAGAGCUUCGAUCGUUUGUUGCUUCUCCAGAGCGGAGGCGAGACUGUUUACUUUGGCGAUAUCGGAGCGGAUUCGCAUAUCAUUCGAAGCUACUUUGCUCGUCACGGCGCCCUUUGCCCUGCCAAUGUCAACCCGGCCGAGUUCAUGCUGGACGCUAUAGGUGCAGGCGUUAGCCCCAGGAUUGGUGAUCGUGAUUGGAACGAUGUAUGGUUGGGUUCGCAGGAGUAUCAAAAUGUCCGCGCUGAGAUCGAUGCAAUUAAAACCAAGGCCCUCGCUAUCCCGGAGACCGACCAGAAGAUGCUUAGCACUUACGCGACAUCUUUCUUUUACCAAUUGCGCUUGGUCGUCAAGAGGAACAACAUGGCACUUUGGAGAUCCCCGGAUUAUAUUUUUACCCGCCUUUUCGUGGUUACCUUCAUUUCGCUUUUCGUUUCUUUGUCAUUCUUGCAAUUAGGCAACAGCGUUCGAGACCUGCAAUUCCGUAUUUUCUGCAUUUUCUGGGUUCCUAUCCUUCCUGCCAUUGUCAUGGCUCAGAUAGAACCCCUAUUCAUCGCAAACCGAAGGAUAUUCAUCAGGGAGUCCUCUAGCCGCAUAUACUCUCCCUAUGUCUUUGCGAUAGGUCAAUUGAUCGGCGAGCUUCCGUAUAAUAUUUUGUGUGGUAUCGUCUACUGGGUGCUCAUGGUCUACCCCACGGGUUUCGGAAACGGCAGCGCCGGAAUCAACGGGACUGGCUUCCAACUCUUGGUGAUCCUGUUCUUCCUGGCCUUUGGUGUCUCGUUGGGGCAACUAGUUGCGGCGAUUUCCCCCAGUGUACAGGUUGCGGUGCUGUUCAAUCCUUUCAUUACGUUGGUCCUGAUGACGUUCUGUGGUGUCACUAUCCCGUACCCCACGAUGAUCAACUUCUGGAGGAGCUGGAUGUAUUAUAUCAGCCCUUAUACGUGGAGUAUCUCUGCUAUGGUUGCUACUGAGCUCCAUGGUCUUGUUAUCCGGUGCAAGAGUGAUGAAUUCUCGGUGUUCCAACCCCCUUCAGGCGAGACCUGUUUCUCUUGGGCCGAUGACUUUGUACAAGCGUUUGGUGGGUACCUCGAUAACCCCAACUCUACGGGUUCCUGUCGCUAUUGCCAAUACUCUAUCGGUGACGAUUACUAUACACCUCUCAAUAUGAACUACUCGGACAGGUGGAGGAACGUUUUCAUUCUGUUUGCCUUCUUCGUGUUCAAUGUUUUGGCUACAAUAGUUGCAUCACGUUUCUUACGAUACGCAAAGCGCUAA